AUGUGGAUUGUCAAUCUUUCACUUCCGCCGCUUCAACUUAAAUGCCAAGGUCGACCACGCAGGAUCGAACGCUGUCAAUCUCAGCAAUUUUUCGGUGGAGGUGUCGCUGCCCAGUCUUCCAGUAAACCCAAGUCACGAUAG
Phytophthora nicotianae INRA-310 is the source of this 141-nucleotide messenger RNA. RefSeq lists its product as hypothetical. The transcript has a single exon. Lineage: Eukaryota; Oomycota; Peronosporomycetes; Peronosporales; Peronosporaceae. Bases 1 to 141 code for a protein of 46 amino acids. The record is from RefSeq and is a predicted model, not a curated record.